UGGUCUCUGAGUCACAGCAUUCUACAAUGCUGAGAGCAGAUAGGCUGGCUCAAACCGUCUGUUUACAGAUGAGAAGGCUGCGGCCCAGAGAAGUUAGCUGACUUGCCAAAGGUUGCACAGGGAAAGGAUGGAGAACUGCAUAGUUAGGGUCAACAUCUGAUUCCUGGUCCAGGCUUCUGCCCACACCUUCCCUCCUUUCCCCACAUCCUGGCUGCCUGAGGCAUAGGGUUGGUCCAGGGAAGAAUUGGGAGGUAACUUAGUGAGUAAUAUCAGCAAGGGACCUGGCCCUCCCUUCAGUGCCAUCCCCUUGGGGUUCUGGCCUCUGUCAUUUACUGAGGUUCUGGCUUCUGACAUUUACUGAGCCAGGUACUGUUCCAAGCCCCUCACCAUGCCAUCUCAUUGGCUCUCCCCACCUCCUCCACCCUAUGAAAUCGUUAGCCCAUUUUACAGAUAACUAUCCCAACACUCGUGGCAUGGAGCUGUCCAGCAGUGGCCUAGGCCCCACACUGCAGUGAGCAGUAUGUAUGUGUGUGUGUGUGUGUGUGUGUGUGUGUGUGUGUGUAUAUAUAUCUCCAUUUAAUCCUCACAACAACCCCACCGGGUCAGUUAAUAUUGUUCCUGUUUCACAGAUGAGGAAACUGGCUCAGAGAGUGAAGGUGACUUCUUCACAGCCACACAGCAUUAAGUGGCGCAGUUGGGCACUUCUGGACACCAGUACCAUCCUGUUGCAGUGAAGACUUGCUGCACAGGAGUGAAGUUCUAUGUGGCAUUUCUGGGCAACUUUAGGAGGGACUUUUUUGCAUGCAUGGGUCAGUGGGGAAGACUUUUGUACCCUCCCAGGUGUGACUCAUCUUCUGAUUGUGCUUCUCAGCAUUGGAACUGGGCUGAAGGUGAACUGGGCUGAAGGCGUCCUGCCUCUGCGGCUCUGCCCCCUGCAUCCUGUGCAGCUGCUGCCCUGCCAGUCGCAACUCCACCGUGAGCCGCCUCAUCUUCACGUUCUUCCUCUUCCUGGGGGUGCUGGUGUGCAUCAUUAUGCUGAGCCCAGGCGUGGAGAGUCAGCUCUACAAGCUGCCCUGGGUGUGUGAGGAGGGGGCUGGGAUCCCCACCGUCCUGCAGGGCCACAUCGACUGUGGCUCCCUGCUUGGCUACCGCGCUGUCUACCGCAUGUGCUUCGCCACGGCAGCCUUCUUCUUCUUUUUCACCCUGGUCAUGCUCUGCGUGAGCAGCAGCCGGGACCCCCGGGCUGCCAUCCAGAAUGGGUUUUGGUUCUUUAAGUUCCUGAUCCUGGUGGGCCUCACCGUGGGUGCCUUCUACAUCCCUGACGGCUCCUUCUCCAACAUCUGGUUCUACUUUGGCGUCGUGGGCUCCUUCCUCUUCAUCCUCAUCCAGCUGGUGCUGCUCAUCGACUUUGCACACUCCUGGAACCAGCGGUGGCUGGGCAAGGCUGAGGAGUGCGACUCCCGCGCCUGGUACGCAGGCCUCCUCUUCUUCACUCUCCUCUUCUACUUGCUGUCGAUCGCGGCCGUGGUGCUGAUGUUCAUCUACUACACUAAGCCCAGCGGCUGCCACGAGGGCAAGGUCUUCAUCAGUCUCAACCUCACCUUCUGUGUCUGCGUGUCCAUUGCUGCUGUCCUGCCCAAGGUCCAGGACGCCCAGCCCAACUCGGGUCUGCUGCAGGCCUCAGUCAUCACCCUCUAUACCAUGUUUGUCACCUGGUCAGCCCUAUCCAGUGUCCCUGAACAGAAAUGCAACCCCCACUUGCCAACCCAGCUGGGCAAUGAGACGGUCAUGGCAGGCCCUGAGGGCUAUGAGACCCAGUGGUGGGAUGCCCCGAGCAUUGUGGGCCUCAUCAUCUUCCUCCUGUGCACCCUCUUCAUCAGUCUGCGCUCCUCAGACCACCGGCAGGUGAACAGCCUGAUGCAGACUGAGGAGGGCCCACCUAUGCUAGAGGCCACACAGCAGCAGCAGCAGCAGGUGGCAGCCUGUGAGGGCCGGGCCUUUGACAACGAGCAGGAUGGCGUCACCUACAGCUACUCCUUCUUCCACUUCUGCCUGGUGCUGGCCUCACUGCACAUCAUGAUGACGCUCACCAACUGGUACAAGCCGGGCGAGACCCGGAAGAUGAUCAGCACGUGGACCGCCGUGUGGGUGAAGAUCUGUGCCAGCUGGGCGGGGCUGCUCCUCUACCUGUGGACCCUGGUAGCCCCACUCCUCCUGCGCAACCGCGACUUCAGUUGAGGCAGCCUCACAGCCUGCCACCUGGUGCCUCCUGCCACCUGGUGCCUCUUGGCUCAGUGACAGCCAACCUGCCCCCUCCCUGCACCAAUCAGCCAGGCUGAGCCCCGACUCCUGCCCCAGCUCCAGGACCUGCCCCUGAGCCAGGCCCUCUAGUCUUAGUGCCUUCAGGGUCCAAGGAGCCCCAUCCCCCUGCCACACCCACGUGGUGGAGCUGCCUCUUCCUUCCCCUCCCCGCUGUGGCCCAUACUCAGCAUCUCGGGAUGAAAGGGCUCCCUUGUCCUCAGGCUCCAUGGGAGCCAGGCUGCUGGAGACAGCCGCUCAGAGCCGCUGGAGGGCAGAGAGCUCCCACCACAGUGAGGCAUCCGGCACUGAGGCCAUGGUGUUCCUGGUCACAUCCCCCAGGGGACCCUGCCCCCUUCCUGGACUUCGUGCCUUACUGUGUCUCUAAGACUUUGACUAAUAAACAAGCCAGUGCAUGUACCA
Macaca mulatta (Rhesus monkey) is the source of this 2721-nucleotide messenger RNA. NCBI's taxonomy places the organism in Eukaryota, Metazoa, Chordata, Mammalia, Primates, Cercopithecidae. The record is from RefSeq and is a predicted model, not a curated record.